This is a messenger RNA of Scomber scombrus (Atlantic mackerel), 1167 nucleotides long. It is a transcript of the gene klf6a, whose product is annotated as Kruppel like factor 6a. Lineage: Eukaryota; Metazoa; Chordata; Actinopteri; Scombriformes; Scombridae. The transcript is spliced from 4 exons. Gene Ontology annotation, molecular function: DNA-binding transcription factor activity, RNA polymerase II-specific; RNA polymerase II cis-regulatory region sequence-specific DNA binding. Gene Ontology annotation, biological process: regulation of transcription by RNA polymerase II. The record is from RefSeq and is a predicted model, not a curated record. The coding region runs from base 244 to 1104 and encodes 286 amino acids.
UGUUCCCCAUCCAGUCCGGUGCGGUGUUUGCAAAUACCUUCAACACAAGCGGAGAGAAGAGGGGGGGACGGACGGACCGCUGCUGAAAACAAGCGCCGCUUCGUUUUGCAUCGCAGGGGAUACUCUUCACUCUUGAUUCCUAUUCCACUGGCUGGUUUUUUUUUUAUACCUAAAAGAGAAGAAAAAAAAUCAUAAGUGCAGCUAUAUAGUCUUCUCUUUUUUUCUUCAAACUCUGGAAAAAAAAUGGAUGUUCUACCCAUGUGCAGCAUCUUUCAAGAACUUCAAAUAGUUCACGACACGGGCUAUUUCUCAGCCUUACCAUCACUGGAGGAGUACUGGCAGCAGACAUGCUUGGAGUUGGAGCGCUACCUUCAGAGCGAGCCUUACGUCUCCACAUCUGACCUCAAGUUUGACAGCCAGGAGGACCUCUGGAGCAAGUUGAUCUUGGCCUGCGGGGAUAAGGCCAAGGCCGAGUCCGACCCAAAGAUGGUCACGGCCCACGAGGAGGACAAUCACGAUAGCCAAAUCUUGGACACCAACAGUGUGAAUUCUGACGCCAGCAGCGAAGCUUCAGACAGUUCUGAGGAGCUCUCGCCCACACACAGCUUUACCUCCAACCCUCUGGGCUCUGUCUUGGUUGGCUCUGGACCUUUUAGCCCCUCCGUCAUUAGCACUCCACCGUCCUCGCCGGAGGCCAACUCCGAGCCCGGCGGCGUCACGAACGGCUGGGUGGCCACGCACACAGAGUUGCAUUUGCCGGUCAAAAUCAGGAACGGCGGGAUCGCUAAGAGUACGGAAAAGACGGGAAUCAUCUGCGGGGAAACGUCUCCGGACGGCAGGAGGCGAGUACACAGGUGUCACUUCAACGGGUGUCGCAAGGUUUACACAAAGAGCUCCCACCUAAAAGCACACCAGCGCACUCAUACAGGUGAGAAACCGUACAGGUGUUCAUGGGAAGGCUGCGAGUGGCGUUUUGCACGAAGCGAUGAGUUGACCAGACACUUCAGGAAGCACACUGGGGCAAAGCCAUUUAAAUGCACUCACUGUGACAGAUGUUUCUCCAGGUCUGACCAUCUGGCUCUUCACAUGAAGAGGCACAUCUAAAAGCAGGGCGAGAGCAACAACCAAGCAACGCAGCGGAGAGGAAAGUUUUUUUUUUUUUUUAAA